AUGUCCGUGACGGUCGAGGACGAGGAGGGCCACAUGGUCGGCUUUGCGGUCCUCGAUGACACACCGCUUCACCUGUCUGCAUCAGAGGAAGGCGGCACGGACUGGGAGAGUUGGUUUCAGGACACAUUUCAGCAGCCGGAUGUGAACAACACAAAUGCGCUCUGGAUGUCCACCUGCCUUGUUGAGCCGGACCCUGGCAUUGUGGGAGAGAUCCUCCGGACCACUUUCUCCACGAUGCCGGAGCUUCGGUAUCUGAUGGUUUUCGUGCCCUCCAGUAUCUCAGAGGACGCAGCCCUCAAAGUCCUCCAGCCGUUCCAGUCGCACUUCGUUCAGCUGGAUAUGGAGACGGAGGAGCUCAUGGCGAUGAACCAUUGGGCUGCUCCCAGCCCUGAAGGCCAUCCACCGAUGGUUCUGUGCUGCAACCGCGGGCAGGUUAUAGCGCCACUUGGCAUCCGCAUAGCGCGGGUGGAGGACCACGACAACCUCGCUGCCGUUUUCGAUGCGCAGAGCGAGGUCGUGACAGCCGUUUACGGCGACUUCUUCAUCGCGGAGCUAGUAGAGGCACAAAAUGAAGAGAACCGAGCGCUGGUGGCUGAGGUGGAUGGACGGGCGGUCGGGCUAAUGUGCCUCACAUCUGACGUGGACAUCAACGUCUUGGCCCAGUGUUUCCAGCUGGAUCCAUACGACAACUUGCUCAAAGCGCCGUACAUGAAGCGUGUGCGCGAACAUGCAAAAGCUGUGUUGGAAGCGGGUGAGCAGGCGUCUCUGUGCUCCCGGGGCGACUUCCUGCAGGUCGCCCUGCGCUCCAUGGACAUGGGGGCUCUCCUGGACUCCAUCCCACAGCUAGAGGAUGGCCGCAUCAACGCAGUGCAGCUGCAUGGGGCGCUACAGAUGCAGGAGUUUGCCGAUGAAGUGGGUGAGGUGCUGCAGGAGUUUGAGAAAAGCAUCAUGAUGCUCUUCUGGCAAGUGAACUUCCUGGAGCCGAUGUUGCAGGAGAACUCCCUGGUUCUGCCUCAGAAGGUGAACGAAUGUGUCCAGCUCUUCCAGAGCCUCGACAUCACCGAGCGAAAGAAAAUCGUUAGCCAGGUGCUGGAGAAGUGGACGGAGGUGCAGGACAUCCUGAAGCUGACCAAGGAGUUCACAAGUUUCCAGAUUCAGGUGCUGUUCAUGUACAACACGCGGGAGGAAGCUAUCUCCCAGCCUGAAGAUGCAGAAGCUCUGGAGGAUUUCGGUCUUGCGACCGGUGGCUCUGUUCCGAGCUGGGCUGUCGGGGUGGGCUGGAUUUUCGUGGUGUCCUGGCUUCAUUUUUCAGACAGCCUCGAGCGGGAGGAGCUGAAGUUCCUGGUUGGAGCUUGCCGAGAGACGUUGCUGUGCUUCCCCAACCUCUCCUUCUCUUCGUCACCCGCCUUCUGCUUCUCAUUGUCCUCUUGCUCCUUCAAAGCCUACUAUGUGGACAGCGUGGCUGUAUACAUGGUUGCAGUGAUGCACGACAGGCGGUUUGACAACAUCCACCUGCAAGACAAUUUCCUCCUUGCAAUUGAAUAUGUCUGCGGUCGUUCGAAGGCUAUCUUGGCUGCAGAGUUCUUGGAAGUAGGUUUUGGCCGGAUGUGCUACCUCCUGUCUGAGUUGAAGGGUUUAGGCGAGGUAGCUGCCAAGCUCAUUGCACGGCUGCCGGAGCUCAAUGCAGACGAGGAGCCCCCGAAACAACUUGGAAUGACAAAAGUAAAGGAUGGGCGGUCCAGCCAAGAGGAUGGACAGGGCAAAGAGUCCAGGUUGGCAUGUUGCUUGCCUGCCCCGGCUGGCAAGCAACGUUUCACAAGCGAGGAGCUUGCCUUCAAAAAGUCAACCGAUAUGAUGAGUCCUACUCAGUGUCUGAGCAUUGGCGGGAAGCUGUGCGCCACCUGCGAUCAGGUGGAGUUCGGUAAUGCAGCUGCGAGCACAGUAGUUGUAUUGCCAACAGCCCUGGAUGAUCUUCACAUUCUUCACAGUUGGUGCAGCGCCCAGAUCUUCUCGGGGCACGGUACUGUGCUGGCCUUCUGUGCGCUGAUGCACACGGAGCUUGGUGCCCCGCUGUGGCUUCGGCUCUUCCUUUGGGGUCACUCGCCUCAGAACUCAUGGGGUGACUCCCUGCCAGCAUACUUGUACUUGGUGGUGACAGAACCAUCAGAGAGAGCGAAGGUGAACUGGUCUGACCCAGAGCUGCUCGUGCAAAGCCAGAGCCACUUCUCGGUGGAUUUGGUGGUGGCAAUCAUUCUUGCCACCCUGCUCUGGCAACUGGCCUUGAGCUGGGCAGUUUCCAACCUUGAGGGGUAUGUCUUGGAGCUUCCAAAGAAUGACCAGGAGGCUGACCUGAACAACUUCCGCAAAGUCUGGAGUAUGCAUGCAUGCAAGCUGAUCUUGAAUCGGAAUUCUGGACCAAAAGUGUUGGUGUCUGAGAUUGACCAAGUCCUCGCAGCGCUGCUCACAUCCUCAGCAGCAGGCCCUUUGAGUGAGGCACAGGAUGGGAUUGUUUCUUUCGAGCCAGAUCCCCCAGCUCAAGUUGGCUGCUGGGAGGCAGCGUCUCUCUUCAGGUUUCUCUUCCGGCGCACGGAGAGUGGCAGGAGCAGUGGAGCUGCGUGGGAGGCUUUGGGCACCGACGCUGGGAUGGGUGGCCUUGCUGAGCGACUCAGUGCAAAGUUUGUUGGCGCCUUCCUUCCACUGGCUUCCACGCAUUUGGUGGCCACAUCUGAUAGCAUCCUGGCAGGCUUGAGCAAAGAUUCAGGGCCUGAAGGUACCUCUUACGAUGUUCAGGCCCAGCUUGCAUAUACACCGAAGGCUAUGAGCGCGACCUCCUACCGCGAAAUCGGUCUCCAGGUCAUUCGUCGUCGGCGUGCUGCCGGCGAGCCGCCAAGGCCGCUGCGCAGCCUUCGCAGCCGCUCCGAAGCGGUGGCCGCAGAAAUUGACAGCCCCAUGGCACAGCGGCGCGAGGGCCGAGAGGGGCUGAGGAACGAUCAGCCAUUGGAUCUGAACGGUUGCAGGUCUUUGGAUGCACGGAUACGGUCUGACGAGAGGCUUCAGGACUUCAGCACCAAAUUCAGGAACAUCUCGGAUGAGUUCAUUGACAAGCACCUGAAGGGCAACCCCAUGUUCGGAUGGUGGAGACUGCCGAAGAUUCAGCCACGGAAGCUCCUGCAUGAGUUGAGGGAGAAACUGACGGAUCAGCAAAGAUUCCCUGCUACCGCUUUCUUUCGGGACGAAUCUGACAUGACAAUGGGCUAUGCCUCUGCAACGGAGAUGAUGUCGAUCAUGUACGAAGCGACCAAAGUUUCGGGACUUUGGGAACAUGUUCCCGAGAAGCUUCGUGGGGUCUUCUGGAUGAAAGGAAAUGGAGUCGGUGAAGAGCUUGUGGCGCUGCAGAAUGGCCAAUGGUUCGAAGAGGAGAGCAUCCUCAUUACACCCAUGGCGCCCUUCACGUGGGCAUGGCCUGGAGGAAUUCCAAGCCAAGCUCCAUACUGUGGAGGAUUGUACGGACCCAAAACUGUCAUGUUCGGGGCGAGACUUCUUUGCGGCACUGGUAGCUGGGCUCCGCCCUUGCACCCGCUCAACUUUUCGUUCAAGUUCAGCGGAAAGGACAUAACGAAUGCUACCUUACAAGCCGGACCAGACCUCAAGAAGGACACGGUGACCGUCGGCAACUUGGUCCCUUGUUUGCCUUGCUGCACAUGUCUCCGAGGCAAGUACACCUUUGAGCUCCAGCCUAGCAACCUCUCCGAGCCCGGAAGCCACUGGAAGCGGGGCGUAUGGUGGGGCCCAGGGACGUGCACUUUCUGCGAGUUUGGCAGCUACAACUUCGUGAAGGUGAUCCGCUCGGACGGGCAACCCAAUGAGCCCUACUACAGUGAGUUUCUGCAGUACAUGGGCGACAUCAAGCUGUUUGCCUGGUCUGGCUUUACGAAGCAUGAGCAGCGGGACGCAGAGUUUCAAGCUCUUGAAGAGGUACUCGUCAUGGGUCCAGAAAGUUGGGGCCUAGAGGCACCCUUCGCAGCAGGGUUCCCUUCCAGCUGCUUUGUUAUUGAAGAGUGGGACUGCGCCUGGCAGUUGGCGCGCUUUUUGUUCGAAGUGGAAGACAUCUGCAGGCAAAUCCAGCCGAUCGAAGGGAAGUAUGGCCCGAGACCAAAAGAAACAUUGUAUGCUUCUGGUCUCAAGGACCCACGCCCAGCUCUGUGCUCUGAAGAUGCAUGCGACGGUGCCAAAGGCUUUUGUCGCAAAGAGGGUGCAGAAGCAGUGUGCUCGAAGUGGCGCUGUGAUGGCUUUGUCCUGUGGGAUGAGAACGUGGAAGCCGUUGCCACAGAGGAUGCGCGGUCUGCGCUGGAAGAGCCACCGGUGGACUUCAGGCCCAUCCCCGCUGGCGUCGCCUUUCGCUGGCUCCGCACCCGUCGCCUGGUGCGAUACCUUCAACGCCGUAAGUCCGAUGACUUUGACUGGUUCCUGGUCUUUGACGAUGGCGGCUUUCCAGUCGCAGUCCCUCAGCUGAACAGCGGAUGCUCCUUGCCCAGGGCCGGUGCCUUUGGCGCUCUCUUCAACCGCGAAAGUCUACGCAGCCUGGUAGCCUCCUUCAAUGAUUCGCAUAGCGAUUGUCUCGCACCCACGCGCGAGAAGCCGCUGCGGCAAUGCCUGCUUUGUGGCGCUGUGGGAAGGGACUUGACCGAUAUGCGUGGGACGCUGAGGUUCGCGCAACUGGAGGAGUUUGUAAAAGGGAUGGCAUACAUGGUGCCAGAGCCAAGCUGGAUGGUCGGAGUCUUGGAGCCUGCGUCGGGGUUCUACAUGCGUCAGAGCUUUGUAGAUUUGGCCGGUGAGCGGGUCAGUGAACGCUACAUGGAAGCCGAGAAAGUCUUUCUCAAGGCGCUGUCGCAGGAGGAGCAGGGCCCCUUCACGCAGGACUUCCUGUCGAAGCUGAUCGUCAUCCUGCAUUGGUGGGCGGAUGUUGACCUCAGCAGCCCCUUAGCGAUGGUCCCGGAUGACGGCUUCCAGGCAGAGGCGCUGGACAAGGCCGGGCCAGGGCUUGAGAUCUUUGUGAAGGCCAAGAUAAAGCGCGAGCAAAACAAGUUACACGAUAACAAGAAGCCUUCUACCAAUACCAGAGCGGACGAAGACAUCUACAGCCUGGCCUAUCAGACACAAGCUCUGGACUUCCUCUUGCCUGCGUUUUCCCUUUUCCCCGACAAGGACUAUUGCAUCAUCACGCAGCCGCACACAGCACCCAACACUCCCUUGCUCAAUGCGUUUUCCAUCGUUCCACCGCAACCACAGAACACCUUCGGCCACGUGCUCUUCUUGAUCCACAGAGCUGCGCUCCUUGGGCCUCCGAAGGUGUCUCUUCUCAAACCACACCUCUUGGAGAACGUAAAGCCGCUGCUUGAGGUCUUCGAAGACGAGACGCGGCAGGAGCACACUGAACAUAGAAAGAGUGAGCUGGAAGUGUUCGUGGCGGAGUUCGACGAACAGGCCGUGGGACUAAUCGUGCUCCAGAUGCCCACGGCGGACGUAGUCAGUCGGCUGAGAUGCUGCUAUCAUCUGGACGACUACCUUUUAGUGGAGCACCACGAGAGUGGCAACCCGAACAAGGGCCAUGUCCGCUUGCUCCACUGGGUGCUGAAUCCCCUCUUCCAGAAAUACACCCGGCGUCUGCUGCAGGGCGUGCUGCGAAUCUGCGGCAAGACAGCGCUCUUCUUGGAGACAGAGCUGACGUCCUCCGUAUCUUCGAUCUACAGGGAGCUAUUGCAAGUAGCCCCGCGGCGGCCUCCGCAGCUCAAAAAGAUCUUACGGGAGCCGCCAAAGGUGGCAUCUUUCUGCAACAUCGAGGAAGAGCUUCCGACAGAGGAGGAUUUGCUUGAGAAGGAGCGGCAAGAGAUGCUAAGGGACUCGGAGCAGACAAAGGCUCUCUCCAUUGUUGCCAAGAAGCUGUUGAGCGAGACGAAGAUUCCAGUGAAUGCGCGGAUCGUUGUAGUUGGCUACCAAGAACGAAUUGUUACAGAAGUCCGUGCAGCAGGAAAUGCGAUUGUUGUUCUUCCAACAGGUGCAGGGAAGACACUGAUCGCAUCAGAGCUGAUCACUGGACUCGGUCCUCCGUGCUUGGUGCCAACCUGCAUGCUUGUGGAGCAACAGGCCCGGGCCGCGCGUGAGUGGACAGGACUUCAAGUUGCUGAGUUCAUGGGCGGAGUUUCUGUACCUCAGCGAUUUGAUGUUCUGGUAUCAACUCCCAAAGCUUUUCAAAUGACACAGUCCAGGGGAGCUGCAAGCUUCCGUUUUCAAGGCUUCAAGCUGGUGGUCUUUGACGAGGUGCAUCACGUGCUUAAGGACCACCCUUAUCGAAAGCUGGCACUGUCACUAUCAAAGUUGACAGAUGGCAGACCGCAAGUCCUGGGUUUGUCUGCUUCUCUCACAUACGCUAUCGGAGAACGCAAGGUUGAGAGCGAUUUGACGCGCAUUUGCCGAGAAUUGAACAUCCAACACAUGGCAACGGCUAGCGAGAAUGAGCUUGAAGCUUGUGGCUACCACAGCAGACCAGCAGAAGCAGUUCUCCCAGUCAGUCUUCCCAACGUCACGCCGGAAGGUGUUCUGCCUGUCGAGAGACGGAAGCCGCACCUGAUGGCAUCAAAGUUUUGGGAGCGAGCACAGCAAGGGAAGUCGACGCAGUUUACCAAGCAGUUGUUGUCGGUCGUGCGAUUGAUGGAGGCGGCAGUGGCUGAGGUGGAUGCAAGCUUCGAGUCUCCCCUGCAGCAUCCCGCUCCCCGGACAUGGGGAGAAUAUGCGAACAAACGAAUUCCUCAGUCAGCAAACUUUAUGUCUCUUGAGCACUGGUACGAGGCUUUGCGCAUGCUGGUCACGUCAUGGGAGGAGGCGGAGGACGCCGCGACGACAUAUUUGCGAAUGGUGGGGCAGACUCGCUUGACAGUGGGUGCGUGGCCUUUGGAGGUUGAAACUGCCUGUGUGCGGUUUUGGGAGAAACGACCAGAUUCAUUCCCACGAUUCGAACAUUUGAAGGAUGCCCUGUUGUAUGAACUCGAGAAGUUGUCAAAACUGCAUGGCUCCUUCCGGGGAAUUGUCUUUGUGCAGCAGCGCAUCAUGACACACAUUUUAGAGCACCUCAUCCAAAACGACGGGGACCUUGCAAGCAAGCUAACUCCUGCGUGCAUCUACGCAACGACAUCACCAGCCACACCCUCUUUUCGAGUUUCUGCAGCGGACUCGAAAGCACGUCUAGCUGAGUUUGCAAACGGUCGUAUCAACUUGCUCAUCGCCACUGUUGUUGCCGAAGAGGGCAUGGAUGUUCCUGCAGCAAACUGCGUAAUCCGGUUUGACCCAAUGAUCAACGCGGUGUCCUUCGUCCAGGGUCGCGGACGAGCGCGACAGGCGGACUCCUCCUUCGUUGUGCUUUCUGAACGUCAAGAUCGACCUACAUCGACAUUGGCAGCAGUUGAAGCGCAGCAGCUGCAGAAGCUCAGACCAACGUUCGAGAGCUCUUUUGGUAGGAUCGUGCAAAAUUUCAACCCUGACUGUGCGACCAGAAGCGCAAGCACGGACUUGGCGGCGCAGCAGUCACGAGAGCGAAAUGCACGAGAAGUCUUGCAAAAUGUGGCCAGAGCCGGAGCGAAUGCUGUUGGAUUGUUGAACUUGUAUUGCAAGAAGACCAAGGUUGAGUUGCAUGAGGAACUCAAUCUGGUUGGCUCAGAGUUCACGUGUGUCUUGAAAUAUGAAUCUAUCCUAAGAUCGGUGCAGGCAACCGGAUCCUCCGGUCCAUUUUCCCGCGCAGCCGAUGGCAAGAAGCAAGCCAAGCGUAAUGCAGCUGCUGCCCUGCUGGAGACCUUGUGGGUCCGGAUCCUGGACAGCCGAAUGGUGCAGAUUGACCGGCAGCAGAAAUGCUGCAUUCUGCAUGACGGUUCCAUGCUGCCCUACGACUACCUGGUUGUGGCCACAGGUCUGCAGGACGAUUCUCUGCAUGCGCUGAAGAUCCAAUCUAUGGGAGUUGAGCAUGUAACCGAUGGCUACCGACGGGUCAACGGUGCAAUGUCUGCGGCAGAUCCAUCUAUACGAGACUUGCUUGUGGAGGGUGGCACCCUGGUCAAGUCGUUGAUUUGGAAUCCGCUCUCUUAUGCGGUAGUGUACGGGAGAUCCUUGAAUGCCUACUGCGUCGUGCAGGGGCUGCUACUUCGCCAGGUGCCAGCAAAGAAGAUCAUUCUGGUCCUGCCGGCGAGGCUCCAGGCACAAGCAACGGCCCAACAGGGGCUGUCCGUGGAUGCCUUCUACGAGGGCGACGAGGUGGAGAGGAAGAUCCAUCAUAUUCUGGAGACCAUGGGCUUAAAGGUCUAUGAAGGCUAUCGCCUGCUUGGCAUUCAGCAGUGCACAAGGGCACGGCUGAAGGGCCUCAUCUUAGAGGAUCAAAACGGUGGGGAAGUGGCGCCACGACCCGCCGAAGAGCUGGCAGCCGCAGAGCGUGAGCGGGAGAAGAGGUUCCCCGCUCCAGAGGCUGCUCGCGCACCGAUGGGUAUCAUGGAGGAUUUCGGGGCCAGUCCUUCUGGUCUGCCACAGAAGCUUCUGGCCUGUCGGCUGUGCAUCACCGCCGACGCGGUGAACGUGGAUCCUGACAUUUUCAACUCUGUGCAUGGGAAUGGCCUUGUCUAUGAUGGUCGAUUGAUCGUGGACCACAAUUUUUGCUCCACAGAUCCUGGCAUUUUCGGGGCGGGUUCCCUCUGUGAGUUCAGCCGCCGCUUCCAGAGAAAAGACGCCGCGCGGUACUUGCGGCAUGACGGCUUCAACGGACGUGAGGUCGGCGGCAAGCUAGCAACAGCCUUGCUGCGGAAGCUUGAUCCUGUCAACGGCGACUCCGUAGCGGCUGGCGGGCCGGCUUUGAACACCGGUAGCACAGUGCAGGACACGGCCACAUCUGGCGGCGCGAUGAUGACUCCUGAAGAGGAGGCGUCACCAGACCUCCUGCCCGAGUUCUACAUGCCCAUCGCAAAAGGAGGCCUGCUGCCUGGAAACCUACAUUACUACAGAAUCCACGCCUGCCGGCGUGGGGAUGUUCAGGCGGAGCCAACGGAGCAGAAGGAGGAACAGGUGAUUGUGACAGACACGCUGGACCUCAGCAAUGGCAAGGGCCACUUCUGUCGUUUAACUCUGGACUCUUGUGGGAAAGUCGACUCCAUCACCUACCUGGGUGGAGAAGCCCUCCAGGUGGAGUCCUUGUGGAGUCUCGUUGGUCUCAGCGAGACCUUCCUCAACCACUUGUACCAGAGAUGGAGGGACGAUGACAUUCCAGACAUCGUAGAGUUCCUUGCAGACGAGUGGGCCACAGCGCUUUUCCACGACAGGUUUAUGGAUUUUUGCCAUCAGAUCAAGCUCGAGAUGCUGUCUUCCGAGGAGGUGAAGCAGAUCGUGAACACCGCCCUGGAAAACGUCAGCGUAAAAGACGGUCCUGCGCAAAUGCGCGAGCGACGUGAAAAUGCCAAUUGUUGUUACAACUACUCCCUGCACAAGACUCUGGAUCUUGCAUCUGCAGACCGACUGGCCCCCCUGAGCCCUCCUACCGUCAACCGGGAUGCCCUGCCGAUCAUGGUAGCACCACCCAUGGCAGAGGCCAUGGGUCUGACCUUGGCUGCAGCUCCCUUCCAAGCAGUGCAAGCCAUGCAGGUGACCUGCGAAUCAGCCAUGGACUUCUGCACAUGCCAGAGGUUGCAGGAGCUGCAAGAGCCGAUCAAGUCGCCGAAGAGAAGUCCAUCGCCGUCCCGUGCUAACCGUUCAGACCUGGGUGUAGAUAAGACGCCACCACCGCUGCUGUCCCCUAGCGGACCUCCGUGGCCCGAGCCCAGCAGCCAGGCGCUGCGCAAGCGGCUGGUCUCGCCUGGUGCAGCCGGCGAUGACUGCGUCGCAGCGCUGCUCCCAAAGAUGAAGCGCAUGCGCCUACGGCCAACACUCGGCCAGCUGCGGCUACAGCGCGAGGCGGAAGAGAAUCUGGACCUUUGUCCACAGGUGCAGGUCUCCGUCGAGCCAGAACAACUUCGCGCAACGGUUGACAUUGACUGCGCUGGCAUCGAGAAAGACGCGAUCCAGUUUGAGAUCUCCUUCCCACCUCAGUACCCGCAUCGCCCUCCACAGGUUGUGCAGGUUUCUCCUGAUCGGCCACUGCCCUGCUUUAGGUAUGAGGGCUGCCUUGUGGUACUGCCCUUCCUUGGCGAGCGCUCGUGGAGUUCUGUGUUAGGUACAGCUGACAUUGUUCGAGAACUCCUUGAACCUCUUCCAGGCAUUGGAGGUGGAUUGAAUCGCAAGAAGGUCGUGCAUCAGUUUCCCACCCCGUGCCCGGCACCAGCGUUUCCAGAAGAGGACGUGGAGAUGUCGUAG
Messenger RNA from Symbiodinium pilosum, 10377 nucleotides. The record is from the annotation of a GenBank genome assembly. NCBI's taxonomy places the organism in Eukaryota, Dinophyceae, Suessiales, Symbiodiniaceae.